This is a messenger RNA of Kazachstania africana CBS 2517, 1374 nucleotides long. RefSeq names its product mRNA guanylyltransferase (gene CEG1). NCBI's taxonomy places the organism in Eukaryota, Fungi, Ascomycota, Saccharomycetes, Saccharomycetales, Saccharomycetaceae. Gene Ontology annotation, biological process: 7-methylguanosine mRNA capping. The transcript has a single exon. Gene Ontology annotation, cellular component: mRNA capping enzyme complex. Bases 1 to 1374 code for a protein of 457 amino acids. Gene Ontology annotation, molecular function: ATP binding; mRNA guanylyltransferase activity. The record is from RefSeq and is a predicted model, not a curated record.
AUGGAUUUGAGAGUGUCUCCAGAAGUUCCUGGUAUCGUGCAACCGGGGAAUGUUACACAAGAUUUGAAAAUGAUGGUUUGUAAGCUGUUAAAUUCACCAAAACCGGCAAAAGCGUUCCCUGGUUCGCAGCCUGUUUCGUUCCAGCAUUCUGAUAUUGAAGAGAAAUUGCUGUCUCAUGAUUAUUACGUCUGUGAAAAAACGGAUGGUCUGAGAGUGUUGAUGCUGAUUGUGAUAAACCCCGUGACUGGUGAGCAAGGUUGUUUCAUGGUCGAUAGAGAGAACAAUUAUUACCUGGUAAAUGGGUUUAGAUUUCCAAAACUGCCCAAAAAGAGAAAGGAAGAACUAUUGGAGACGUUACAGGAUGGAACUUUGAUCGAUGGUGAGUUGGUCAUCCAAACAAAUCCCGUGACAAAACUUCAGGAAUUAAGGUACCUAAUGUUCGACUGCCUUGCGAUCAAUGGAAGAUGUAUUAUUCAGUCUCCAACUAGCUCAAGGCUAGCACAUCUGGGUAAGGAGUUCUUCAAACCAUAUUAUGAUCUAAGGUCCGUUUAUCGCGAUCAUUGUAGUACUUUCCCUUUCAAGAUCUCUAUGAAGCACAUGGAUUUUAGCUACGAUUUAGUUAGGGUAGCUAAUAGCCUUGACAAGUUGCCUCAUAUGUCUGAUGGUUUGAUUUUCACUCCUGUAAAGAAUCCGUAUUACGUUGGUGGCAAAGAUUCAUUUCUGUUGAAAUGGAAGCCAGAACAAGAAAAUUCAGUGGAUUUCAAAUUAAUACUAGAUAUACCGAUUGUUGAAGACCCUUCAUUGCCAAAAAAAGCCCCAAAUAGAUUCUACUAUAACUAUGAUAUAAAGCCAACAUUUAACCUCUACGUUUGGUUAGGUGGUGCUGACGUCAACACUAGGUUAAAAAAUUUCGAAAAGCCAUUCGAUAAGAAAGAAUUGGAACUAUUAGAAAGAACGUAUAAGAAAUUUGCAGAAUUGGAAAUCAGUGACGAUAAAUGGGAAGAAAUGAAAAAACUAGAACAACCAUUGAACGGAAGGAUUGUUGAAUGCACAAAAGAUCAAGAAACUGGCGCUUGGACGAUGUUGAGAUUUAGAGAUGAUAAACUAAAUGGUAAUUAUACUUCUGUGGUGCAAAAGGUCCUGGAAAGUAUAAACGAUUCUGUUUCCUUGGAAGAUCUCGGUGAAGUGGUAUCGAGAAUAAAAGAGUCUUGGACACAGAGAAAACAAGCUAAGAGUAAUAAUUUAAAUUCUCGAACGGCCUCGUCAUACAUAGCUCCAAAGACAUCCCAGCCAGCUUCUAUGCCAAAUCAGCAGCCAGUUCAGGAGUCUUCUGCUCCCCAAUAUGUUGAUGAUGAGGAAGACUGGUUUGAUUAA